Messenger RNA from Archocentrus centrarchus (flier cichlid), 2871 nucleotides. It is a transcript of the gene malt2, whose product is annotated as MALT paracaspase 2. The transcript is spliced from 17 exons. Gene Ontology annotation, molecular function: cysteine-type endopeptidase activity. NCBI's taxonomy places the organism in Eukaryota, Metazoa, Chordata, Actinopteri, Cichliformes, Cichlidae. The record is from RefSeq and is a predicted model, not a curated record. The coding region runs from base 152 to 2647 and encodes 831 amino acids. Gene Ontology annotation, biological process: proteolysis.
UCAUUGGGGAACAAAUCAUGUAAGAUUGGAAGAGUGAUUGUAGCAGGAUGCAUCAUUUAUCUCAUUAAUGUAAAAGUAACUCGUUCCUCUUUCUAUGUAUCUGAGAUUUGAUCGCCGGUUCGUUGGAAAAGUGUGGUGACAAGCUACGAAGAUGGAAGAGUGGAAAAGAAGCAUCGGUACUCUCAACGAAGAAGUCCUAAUUAAGCUGUCAAACAUGUUGGACAACUCCACCUGCGGAUGGAGACAGCUAGCCAACGCGGUGUCUGAGCAGCCGAAAUUCCGCUGCAGUGAACGGGAGCUGACCAGCUGCUCACUCCAGGUGCUGAGUGCUGCAGGCAGCCCAGGGCGCAGCCUCCUGGCGUGGCUGGCUGAGCGUUCCUGCUCCCUGGACUUCCUUCUCCACUGCCUGAGGAAGAUGGACCACCAGGAAGCUGUGCAGUUCCUCACCACUGCAGUGGCAGAGCAGAUCCAGAUCACAGUGCAGCCGGAGUCCCAGCAAGCCGCACCUGGAAGCAGGGUGGUAUUGACCUGCAGGGCCUCUGGUCCCCCUGGACUCAGCUAUCAGUGGUUCAAAGGCAAACAGGAGAUUUUGGGUGAGACAGGGAAUUCCUCAGAGCUGGUUCUGUGCUCUUUAAGCCCUGCCCACCAGGGUCAUUAUAUCUGCAGGAUCAAUCAUGGAGAAAAAUUUGCUUUCUCUCAGUGGGCUCAUGUUCGCUUGGUCGGCUGUGCAGGUUCAAGUCCAGGCUGCAGCAGCAGUCUGUUUCCAGGUUCAGUGAGUGGGCUGCAUAUCAUCCAGCAGCCUCAAUCCCAGGCAGCCUCUGAGGGGGACACUCUAAUCUUGGAGUGCACCGUACAGGCCAACCCACCUGCCCAGUAUGAGUGGUACCACAACAAAGUGCUCAUGCCCCAACACAAGACGCACUCACUCAGGAUCCCAUGUGUGACCACAGCACAAAGAGGAGAGUACAGGUGUAAGGUGUUCAAUUUGUAUCACGAGAUAUGGAGCAACACAGCAACAGUCACUGUAGGUCCUGGUUCUGUUACUGACGCCUCCUGGGUAGAAGUUGACCGUGGUCUAGAGUCACCGACAGUCCACAAGUUAACCCAUGGAACAGGAAUUCAUCCACUUCAGCAGAUCUCCGAUUCACUCCCAUCAGCCAAGAAUUUUUAUGCCACAGACAAAGUUGCUCUUCUGAUUGGUAACAUGAACUACCUCUACCACACUCAGCUGUGUGCUCCCAUUUCCGACGUCCACGAGUUGACCAACCUUCUUCGACAAAUGGACUUCAAGGUGGUUUCCUUGCUCGACCUCAACUGGCAGGAGAUGCACAGCGCUGUUACUGAGUUCCUGUUGCUGCUUGACAAGGGAGUCUAUGGUCUGCUAUAUUUUGCCGGUCAUGGCUAUGAGAACUUUGGAAACAGCUUCAUGGUUCCCAUUGAUGCGCCGGUCUCCUACAUGUCAGAGCACUGCUUGUGUGUACAGAAUAUACUCACUAAGAUGCAGGAGAAACAGACUGGCCUCAAUGUAUUCCUGCUGGAUAUGUGUCGCAAAAGAAACCCAUAUGAUGAUGUCAUUGUGCGGCCUGGACUCUUGAAGGUCACAGCAAAUAUAGUGUUUGGUUAUGCCACAUGUGUAGACGCUGAAGCGUAUGAGGUGAAGAGAGAAGAUGUGUCAAAUGGCAUCUUUAUAAGCUUUCUCAAACGGCGCGUUUGUGAAGACGAGAAGGUCACCGUUAUGCUAGACAGAGUGGCUGAAGACAUGGGUCGCUGUGUAAUCACACGAGGGAGGCAGGCACUGGAGCUCCGCAGUAAUCUUUCUGAAAGACGCUCGCUCACUGACAAGAUACAGGCUACAGACUGUUCUGCAUCCUCUUCAGCUCGAAACCUGCAGUGGGCUAUUGCACAUGUUCUCCCUGAGAGCCUUUACCUCCAGUUUGACUGUGACGUGAAGAUUCAGCUCGGAUUUGCUGCAGAGUUCUCCAAUGUCAUGGUCAUCUACUCUCGCAUACUUGACAAACCCGAAGAAAUCAUUUCCUGCUCUGCUCAGCUUACUGAUUUCCCUGAGGAUGUGGACAUUGAUCUGAAGAAGAGUAAUCAGGAGUCUCUAGUGGAAGCUGGCUGUUUAUUACUGAUAAAAGAGGAACUUCCUUCACCGGAAGCCCACAGUCUCUACACACGCAUCCGCAGCCUGCAGAGACUCAAAAGGGAUCUCACAUUCACAGUGUGCCUUCAUUACACCUAUUCCAACAUGGAUGAAGAAGUACAAGAAAGACAGCAAGUAACAGUCGGCAAACCGCUGGUCUCCAAACUCAAUCUCCAUGAAGCACGACCAUCUCACGGCUGCUCUGCCUCCUCAUCCUUCAGCCUCGACUCCUUUAACAUUCCUGGGUGCUCCUCCUUUGCUGAAGAACCUUCCCCUAGUGGUCCAGCCUCAAACACAUGGUCACAUUAUGCUCCAAGUGGUGGUGCAUCUUUUAAUGAUGGCCCUCUGGCAUCACCCAGGAUUGCCAAUGUGCCAGAGGAGACUGACAGUCCUGGAAUAUCUGAUAACCCUCGAUCCCUUGUUGCCAGCAAAAGCUUACCCCACAGUAAAGUAAAUGACUCAAACUACAAAUUCAGUGACAUGUACAAUUUUCAUUCUUACUAAGAUUAUGCACUAAUAAAUGAGCAGUACAAAAUCAUAAACAUGUGGAAAGCUUGGCAGACAAGACCUGUUAAUGUGGAACUUCAGUAAAUUUGGCCAGGACUCACUGGAACAGUAAGAGGACCCCUCAGCUGUGAUCUUUGUAUCAACUAUGCAUUAAGCUGUAUAAUGUUUUAUAUGAAUUUGUAACAUUGUUAUGCAAUCCAAAGAGUGCCCUCAAAGCAAAA